UUGAAACCUGUGCUUCAGGUGUUAUCCGAUGCUAUCAGAGUCUCGAGGAUGCCGUGAGACCACGAGUGGCGUGAUGAGAAGUUUCACGUUGCUUUUGGAGAGUUGUAAACGCAACUUGAGCGUUCAGGAUGUCUCAGGAACUCUGCAAUGGAUUUUGCUCUAAAAUCUGCAUAGGGGUUGAUAAUUCUCACGUUCAUAGAAGGAGCUCUUUCUUGAUGCUGGAGAUACGCAAAUCUGAAGGCUUAUUCAUGAUGUAUCGAGACUUAUGGAUGGAAUAUGUGAUAUAAAGAAGACUCAGUGGAUUUUCUGAAGUUGCAUAGUGAUCGCCACGACAAAUGUGAAGAUAUUUAUCAAGCAUGUAAAGAGAUAAAUGGACAACGAUCAACACGUUGAUUUUUCAGGGUAAUGGAUUCAGACAGCGAGUGUUUUUCUGACAAUUUCACUUGUAAUCGCAAUAUUAUAAAGACUGACAUACUGAAUAGUUACAAUCUUUGCUUUAUGAGUAGCCUACAGAAAUGGCUGUCAAAUACUCUUGCACAAUUCACAAUAAUGCGCUGACUUGAUUGGUUUAUUAGAUAAAGUUGAGGAUCAUUGAAGGUCUUCUGCUCAUCAGUAGAUGAUUGACACGUCAACAAGUGACUGAGUGGUCCGUGCAAUAUCAGAAUGCUCAUACUGGUAUGAGAGCUGGUCCUGUGGGUUUACAUUCGACCCUCUGUGCUUCCUUCUUUUCCUGCCCGGCUUCUCGCUGUCCACAUGCAGGCGAAGAAGCGAUACCUGCUGGUAUCUGUGGGGGCCUGUAGCCUGCUACUAGCCUACCUGUGUGGCCUACAGAUCGGCGAGUUCCAGAACCACGCAGAGCUUUACGGAGUCUCACAGAUCCCUGGUGUCCCACCUCGUCCGCCUCGCUGGCCAGAAUGGCUUGAUCCUCCGCUGCAGACGUACCUGGGUGAGGCAGAGCAGGAAGAGGACGGGCCGCUGCUUCUUCAUCAACACACGUCUCCUCGCGAGAGGCGGGAAAUCCAGAAGAACAUCUACAAGAGCCGGCGAUGUCGAAUGGACACCUGUUUCGACUUCCAGCGCUGCGAACGGGGCUUUAAAAUCUACGUUUACCCCCCUCAGAAAGGUGAAGCACCCUCGGAAAGCUACCAGAAGAUUCUGGCAGCCAUCGAGGAAUCGCGGUUCCACACGACAGACCCUAACCAGGCCUGUCUUUUCGUACUGAGUAUAGACACUCUAGACAGGGACCAGCUGUCCGCUCAGUAUGUACACAAUGUCCGAGCCCGAAUUCAAAGCCUCCCGCUGUGGUACGAAGGGAGGAACCAUCUGAUUUUUAACUUGUACUCUGGAACGUGGCCUGAUUACACGGAGGAACUAGGCUUCGAUAUCGGCCAAGCCAUGUUGGCCAAGGCCAGCACCGACAUGGACAACUUCAGACCACACUUUGAUGUGUCCAUCCCUCUGUUUUCAAAAGACCAUCCUCAGAAAGGAGGGGGAAAAGGUUUUCUGAAUCUUAACAAUGUCCCUCCUUUACGGAAAUACUUGCUGGUCUUCAAGGGGAAGAGGUAUCUAACCGGCAUUGGUUCUGAAACCAGAAAUGCUCUGCAUCAUAUACAUAAUGGGGAUGAUAUCAUUUUAUUGACUACAUGCAAACAUGGGAAAGACUGGGAGAAACAUAAGGAUGCAAGGUGCGACAGAGACAAUGAAGAAUACACAAAGUAAGUCUGACACUUUCCUGUUUUAUUUCUUUUUCACGCUGGUGUAAGGACUGGAGCUUGUCUUUAAAGGAAUAUUUCAUAAAGAUUUCCCAAACCUGUAGGAUUUUGUUUCUUUAUCUUUUUUUUGACCAUACAAUGAAAGUCAGCAGUUGAAACAGUCAUUCUUAUGAAAAAUGUCUUAUUUUGUGUUACACACAUUCCAGGUUUGGAAUAUCAUUCACCAGAGGAGUAAAUAUAUUUUGAACUAUUCCUUUCCUUCCUUUCCUACAAUCUCAUUCAAGCCAAUGAGGUGCAGAUUGUUGUUUGCUCGAUUUCCCCUCAGUUUUGGCUUUACUUUUAUGUUUGGUCAUUUAAAGGUGAACCUGAGUAAACGGCAUUGAGGGUCGAAAGCAAAAUGGCAGUGUUUAAUGUCAGUGUGAUUUAGACUGUUGCUUGUUUUGUACUCUAGACUGUAGUGUUCAUGUAGUUAUCAUGGGAAUACAGCUAUAAAUGGAAGUGGUGUUGCAUUUGUCUAGCUCAGGAAAAAAGUGCUGUGGAAAAGGACUCUAGAGGACUCUUACCCUGAAACAAAGCCAGUCUUAAUCUUUUUGUGACAAAUA
This is a messenger RNA of Pimephales promelas (fathead minnow), 2314 nucleotides long. NCBI's taxonomy places the organism in Eukaryota, Metazoa, Chordata, Actinopteri, Cypriniformes, Leuciscidae. The record is from RefSeq and is a predicted model, not a curated record.